AUGAAGCUGGACGGCAGCUGGGUUCCUAUUUUCUUUAUGGUUUGGAGAAUGGCUUUGUCUGUCACACGAUACUCUAUUCCCGAAGAGAUGGAGAGGGGGUCCGUCGUGGCAAAUCUAGCUGCUGAUUUAGGACUCGAUCUGGGUGCUCUGUCUCAAAGAGAGGUAAAACUUGAUAUUUUUCAUCAGAAAAAAUACCUUGAUAUUAAUAAAAAAACGGGAGAAUUGUACAUCGUUGACAAAAUGGACAGGGAAUCUCUGUGUCCAACCAAAACUUCAACAACAUGCUUUGUCAAACUGGACCUUAUAAUUGAGGGCCCAUUGCGUAUAUUCAAUAUUGAAUUGGGAAUCACCGACAUAAACGAUAAUGCGCCUCAUUUUCGAAGAGACAAAAUUGAGUUGGAUGUUUCCGAAUCUGCAUCACCGGGAGAGAGGUUUUCGCUGCCAAAUGCUGUAGACCCGGAUGUAGGGGCCAACACAAUCACUGCUUACGAGCUAAGCGACAGUGAACAUUUCACUUUUGACAUCCACUCUGGUAGUGAUGGCACAAAAUACGUUGAUUUGGUCUUAAAGAAGGCUCUGGACCGAGAGGAGCAGGCUGUUCACAAUCUGAUUCUCACCGCUGUGGACGGCGGGGUCCCCGCUCGCUCUGGGACAGCUAGUAUUAUCGUUCGCGUCCUGGACACAAACGACAAUGCCCCCCAGUUCAGCCGUCAGAUUUAUUCAGUAAACAUCAGUGAAAAUGCUCCAGCAGGAACUCUGGUUAUGAAACUUAAUGCUACUGACAGAGAUGAAGGCACAAAUGCUGAUAUAACAUAUUACUUUACUCUUUAUACUUCCGAAAAAACGCAAGAAAUAUUCGCGUUGAAUACGAACACUGGGGAGAUAACGGUGAAAGGGACUGUUGAUUACGAAGACAUGAAAAUAUUUGAAAUGCAUAUCGAGGCGAAAGAUAACGGGCCUCUCUCUCUCUCAGGUCACUGUAGAGUAAACGUAAAUGUAAUGGACAUGAACGACAACUGUCCAGAAAUUACCAUAACGUCUCUAAAGAAUACGGUGAAAGAGAAUACUCCAGUAGGUACCGUCAUAGCUUUUGUUAGUGUCAGUGACAGGGACAGAGGGGACAACGGUAAAGUUAAUCUGACGAUAAAUAAACAGCUGCCGUUCUGUCUAAACAAAUCAUCCGAUUACCAUUAUGAACUGGUCGUCUCAGAACCGCUUGAUCGUGAGAAGACACCAGAAUUUGAUAUAACUCUGGUGGUAUCUGACGGGGGCACGCCAUCUUUAUCUGAUAAUGAAACAGUUAGCGUGCAUUUACUGGACGUUAAUGACAACGCACCGCAAUUCCCUCAGUCCUUUUACACUAUACCUGUGAUGGAGAAUAACGCGCCAGGGGCGUUACUGAGUUCACUCACUGCUUUUGACCCUGACCUUCAUGAAAAUCAAUAUCUAGUUUAUUUUAUAAUCGAAAAGGAAAUAGUGAACACCUCCAUGUCCAUGUUAUUUUCGAUCAAUCCAGAGAACGGCAACCUUUACGCGUUAAAGACUUUUGACUUUGAGAUAGAGAAGGAGUACCUUUUCCACAUCGAGGCAAGAGACUCAGGCGUUCCUCCUCUCAGCAGUAACAUAACUGUCCAUAUCAUUAUUAUGGACCAGAACGAUAAUCCACCGCUCAUAGUAUCUCCAUGGCGUGCACAUGGCUCCGUGGUAGAAGAAAAAAUACCCAGAUCCACCGAUAAAGGAACUCUGAUAGCCAAAGUGAUAGCCAUCGACACAGACUCAGUACAGAAUUCACGGAUUACUUACCAGUUUCUUCAGAACACGGACGCUACUCUAUUUAGUUUAGACCAGUUCAACGGGGAGAUCAGAACUACGAGAAUGUUCAGUUAUAGAGAUGCGCGUCACCAACGCCUGGUAGUGAUCGCCAAGGACAACGGAGAGCCUGCGCUCUCUGCUACAGUCACUAUCAAACUUUCCACGGUGGAGACAGCCCUUAAAGCCUAUUCUGACAUGACGGAGGUACCUUUGGAGUAUGACAUCUUCUCAGACUUGAAUCUGUAUCUCGUGAUCGGGUUGGGCUCAGUGUCAUUUCUUUUACUCAUCACCAUAUUGGUGACCGUUGUGCUGAAGUGUCAGAAACCGAAGCCCAGCAAAGCGGCUCCACCUUCUAGGAAUAGUGUGAUCAGUGAGAGGAACUCAACCAUUGCGGAUUCUACCCUUGUUUCCAACGACGCAUACUGGUACAGUUUAUUCUUAGCGGAGACAAGGAAAGGCAAACUCGUAGUUAGACAACCUAUACCUAAAGGAACGAGAUACAUCGUAUCCAGUAUUCCAAGAGGCACGGGUCUAACUGACACAAGCGAAUCUGCUGCUUCUACGCUACAGGUAGGAACAACAACAACAACAACAAACUCUUGUCAUUAUAUGAAUCAAAUGUUGAGAUAA
This is a messenger RNA of Chanos chanos (milkfish), 2442 nucleotides long. RefSeq names its product protocadherin b (gene pcdh2a1). Gene Ontology annotation, biological process: homophilic cell-cell adhesion. The transcript is spliced from 2 exons. Gene Ontology annotation, molecular function: calcium ion binding. The record is from RefSeq and is a predicted model, not a curated record. Gene Ontology annotation, cellular component: plasma membrane. The coding region runs from base 1 to 2442 and encodes 813 amino acids. Lineage: Eukaryota; Metazoa; Chordata; Actinopteri; Gonorynchiformes; Chanidae.